UGAUCUGCCUCUGUGUCUCCAGUGCCUGGCUCAGGGCCUGGCACACAUCGGGUGGAGGAGAUGUUCAUUGAAUGACCAUGACUUUGUUACUUAACCCAGCCAGAGCAGGAGGAGUCAGGACAGCUGCCAGGAAGAAGGAAGAAGGAGGCUUUGAGCUCAGUUUUGGAAGAGAAGUUAGCCAGGCUAACAAAGCAAGAAGGGCCAGGCGUUCCAGGCAGAAAAAUCUAGAAAGGUCAAGUCACCAGUGUUCAGGGAGGUAAAGUGACUUCUGCAAGCAGGAGGAAAUUUUGGAUGGCUGGAUACGAGAGACACGGAAGACGGUGGCUGGAAGAAACGCUAAUGGACUCCACUACAGCGACUGCUGAGCUGGGCUGGAUGGUGCAUCCUCCAUCAGGGUGGGAAGAGGUGAGUGGCUACGAUGAGAACAUGAACACGAUCCGCACGUACCAGGUGUGCAACGUGUUUGAGUCAAGCCAGAACAACUGGCUACGGACCAAGUUUAUCCGGCGCCGUGGCGCCCACCGCAUCCACGUGGAGAUGAAGUUUUCGGUGCGUGACUGCAGCAGCAUCCCCAGCGUGCCUGGCUCCUGCAAGGAGACCUUCAACCUCUAUUACUAUGAGGCUGACUUUGACUCGGCCACCAAGACCUUCCCCAACUGGAUGGAGAAUCCAUGGGUGAAGGUGGAUACCAUUGCAGCCGACGAGAGCUUCUCCCAGGUGGACCUGGGUGGCCGCGUCAUGAAAAUCAACACCGAGGUGCGGAGCUUCGGACCUGUGUCCCGCAGCGGCUUCUACCUGGCCUUCCAGGACUAUGGCGGCUGCAUGUCCCUCAUCGCCGUGCGUGUCUUCUACCGCAAGUGCCCCCGCAUCAUCCAGAAUGGCGCCAUCUUCCAGGAAACCCUGUCGGGGGCUGAGAGCACAUCGCUGGUGGCUGCCCGGGGCAGCUGCAUCGCCAAUGCGGAAGAGGUGGAUGUACCCAUCAAGCUCUACUGUAACGGGGACGGCGAGUGGCUGGUGCCCAUCGGGCGCUGCAUGUGCAAAGCAGGCUUCGAGGCCGUUGAGAAUGGCACCGUCUGCCGAGGUUGUCCAUCUGGGACUUUCAAGGCCAACCAAGGGGAUGAGGCCUGUACCCACUGUCCCAUCAACAGCCGGACCACUUCUGAAGGGGCCACCAACUGUGUCUGCCGCAAUGGCUACUACAGAGCAGACCUGGACCCCCUGGACAUGCCCUGCACAACCAUCCCCUCCGCGCCCCAGGCUGUGAUUUCCAGUGUCAAUGAGACCUCCCUCAUGCUGGAGUGGACCCCUCCCCGCGACUCCGGAGGCCGAGAGGACCUCGUCUACAACAUCAUCUGCAAGAGCUGUGGCUCGGGCCGGGGUGCCUGCACCCGCUGCGGGGACAAUGUACAGUACGCACCACGCCAGCUAGGCCUGACCGAGCCACGCAUUUACAUCAGUGACCUGCUGGCCCACACCCAGUACACCUUCGAGAUCCAGGCUGUGAACGGCGUUACUGACCAGAGCCCCUUCUCGCCUCAGUUCGCCUCUGUGAACAUCACCACCAACCAGGCAGCUCCAUCGGCAGUGUCCAUCAUGCAUCAGGUGAGCCGCACCGUGGACAGCAUUACCCUGUCGUGGUCCCAGCCGGACCAGCCCAAUGGCGUGAUCCUGGACUAUGAGCUGCAGUACUAUGAGAAGGAGCUCAGUGAGUACAACGCCACAGCCAUAAAAAGCCCCACCAACACGGUCACCGUGCAGGGCCUCAAAGCCGGCGCCAUCUAUGUCUUCCAGGUGCGGGCACGCACCGUGGCAGGUUACGGGCGCUACAGCGGCAAGAUGUACUUCCAGACCAUGACAGAAGCCGAGUACCAGACAAGCAUCCAGGAGAAGUUGCCACUCAUCAUCGGCUCCUCGGCCGCUGGCCUGGUCUUCCUCAUUGCUGUGGUUGUCAUCGCCAUCGUGUGUAACAGAAGACGGGGGUUUGAGCGUGCUGACUCGGAGUACACGGACAAGCUGCAACACUACACCAGUGGCCACAUGACCCCAGGCAUGAAGAUCUACAUCGAUCCUUUCACCUACGAGGACCCCAACGAGGCAGUGCGGGAGUUUGCCAAGGAAAUUGACAUCUCCUGUGUCAAAAUUGAGCAGGUGAUCGGAGCAGGGGAGUUUGGCGAGGUCUGCAGUGGCCACCUGAAGCUGCCAGGCAAGAGAGAGAUCUUUGUGGCCAUCAAGACGCUCAAGUCGGGCUACACGGAGAAGCAGCGCCGGGACUUCCUGAGCGAAGCCUCCAUCAUGGGCCAGUUCGACCAUCCCAACGUCAUCCACCUGGAGGGUGUCGUGACCAAGAGCACACCUGUGAUGAUCAUCACCGAGUUCAUGGAGAAUGGCUCCCUGGACUCCUUUCUCCGGCAAAACGAUGGGCAGUUCACAGUCAUCCAGCUGGUGGGCAUGCUUCGGGGCAUCGCAGCUGGCAUGAAGUACCUGGCAGACAUGAACUAUGUUCACCGUGACCUGGCUGCCCGCAACAUCCUCGUCAACAGCAACCUGGUCUGCAAGGUGUCGGACUUUGGGCUCUCACGCUUUCUAGAGGACGAUACCUCAGACCCCACCUACACCAGUGCCCUGGGCGGAAAGAUCCCCAUCCGCUGGACAGCCCCGGAAGCCAUCCAGUACCGGAAGUUCACCUCGGCCAGUGAUGUGUGGAGCUACGGCAUUGUCAUGUGGGAGGUGAUGUCCUAUGGGGAGCGGCCCUACUGGGACAUGACCAACCAGGAUGUAAUCAAUGCCAUUGAGCAGGACUAUCGGCUGCCACCGCCCAUGGACUGCCCGAGCGCCCUGCACCAACUCAUGCUGGACUGUUGGCAGAAGGACCGCAACCACCGGCCCAAGUUCGGCCAAAUUGUCAACACGCUAGACAAGAUGAUCCGCAAUCCCAACAGCCUCAAAGCCAUGGCGCCCCUCUCCUCUGGCAUCAACCUGCCGCUGCUGGACCGCACGAUCCCCGACUACACCAGCUUUAACACGGUGGACGAGUGGCUGGAGGCCAUCAAGAUGGGGCAGUACAAGGAGAGCUUCGCCAAUGCCGGCUUCACCUCCUUUGACGUCGUGUCUCAGAUGAUGAUGGAGGACAUUCUCCGGGUUGGGGUCACUUUGGCUGGCCACCAGAAAAAAAUCCUGAACAGUAUCCAGGUGAUGCGGGCGCAGAUGAACCAGAUUCAGUCUGUGGAGGUUUGACAUUCACCUGCCUCGGCUCACCUCUUCCUCCAAGCCCCGCCCCCUCUGCCCCACGUGCCGGCCCUCCUGGUGCUCUAUCCACUGCAGGGCCAGCCACUCGCCAGGAGGCCACGGGCCACGGGAAGAACCAAGCGGUGCCAGCCACGAGACGUCACCAAGAAAACAUGCAACUCAAACGACGGAAAAAAAAAGGGAAUGGGAAAAAAGAAAACAGAUCCUGGGAGGGGGCGGGAAAUACAAGGAAUAUUUUUUAAAGAGGAUUCUCAUAAGGAAAGCAAUGACUGUUCUUGCGGGGGAUAAAAAAGGGCUUGGGAGAUUCAUGCGAUGUGUCCAAUCGGAGACAAAAGCAGUUUCUCUCCAACUCCCUCUGGGAAGGUGACCUGGCCAGAGCCAAGAAACACUUUCAGAAAAACAAAUGUGAAGGGGAGAGACAGGGGCCGCCCUUGGCUCCUGUCCCUGCUGCUCCUCUAGGCCUCACUCAACAACCAAGCGCCUGGAGGACGGGACAGAUGGACAGACAGCCACCCUGAGAACCCCUCUGGGAAAAUCUAUUCCUGCCACCACUGGGCAAACAGAAGAAUUUUUCUGUCUUUGGAGAGUAUUUUAGAAACUCCAAUGAAAGACACUGUUUCUCCUGUUGGCUCACAGGGCUGAAAGGGGCUUUUGUCCUCCUGGGUCAGGGAGAACGCGGGGACCCCAGAAAGGUCAGCCUUCCUGAGGAUGGGCAACCCCCAGGUCUGCAGCUCCAGGUACAUAUCACGCGCACAGCCUGGCAGCCUGGCCCUCCUGGUGCCCACUCCCGCCAGCCCCUGCCUCGAGGACUGAUACUGCAGUGACUGCCGUCAGCUCCGACUGCCGCUGAGAAGGGUUGAUCCUGCAUCUGGGUUUGUUUACAGCAAUUCCUGGACUCGGGGGUAUUUUGGUCACAGGGUGGUUUUGGUUUAGGGGGUUUGUUUGUUGGGUUGUUUUUUGUUUUUUGGUUUUUUUUAAUGACAAUGAAGUGACACUUUGACAUUUCCUACCUUUUGAGGACUUGAUCCUUCUCCAGGAAGAAGGUGCUUUCUGCUUACUGACUUAGGCAAUACACCAAGGGCGAGAUUUUAUAUGCACAUUUCUGGAUUUUUUUAUACGGUUUUCAUUGACACUCUUCCCUCCUCCCACCUGCCACCAGGCCUCACCAAAGCCCACUGCCAUGGGGCCAUCUGGGCCAUUCAGAGACUGGAGUGAGAUUUGGGUGUGGAGGGGGAGGCGCCAAGGUGGAGGAGCUUCCCACUCCAGGACUGUUGAUGAAAGGGACAGAUUGAGGAGGAAGUGGGCUCUGAGGCUGCAGGGCUGGAAGUCCUUGCCCACUUCCCACUCUCCUGCCCCAAUCUAUCUAGUACUUCCCAGGCAAAUAGGCCCCUUUGAGGCUCCUGAGUGCCCUCAGAUGGUCAAAACCCAGUUUUCCCUCUGGGAGCCUAAACCAGGCUGCAUCGGAGGCCAGGACCCGGAUCAUUCACUGUGAUACCCUGCCCUCCAGAGGGUGCGCUCAGAGACACGGGCAAGCAUGCCUCUUCCCUUCCCUGGAGAGAAAGUGUGUGAUUUCUCUCCCACCUCCUUCCCCCCACCAGACCUUUGCUGGGCCUAAAGGUCUUGGCCAUGGGGACGCCCUCAGUCUAGGGAUCUGGCCACAGACUCCCUCCUGUGAACCAACACAGACACCCAAGCAGAGCAAUCAGUUAGUGAAUUGAAUGGAAAUAAACGCUUUAGUUAUAAUAUGACCCCUGUUCUCUGUAAGUUCCAAGGGAGACCUUGGUACCCUUGGGAUGCACGUGACCCAGGUGCUAAGGGUUGCUCUUCUAAGCAGCCCUUCCUCCCUCAGGCUUCCAGAAAGCCCAGGGCAGAGAAAACACAUGGAGAACGACAGCUCCACGUGGCCUUUCUGGCCCUGGCUUGUCAAAAGCACAGGCAACAAAGGAAGUGAGUUGGAAGUGGCUCAGAACUCAGCCUUCGAUGCCCUGGGAAUCAGGGUGAGCCCCUGCAGGUACAUAAGUAGCAGAGAAUUGACGAGAGUGCACUCGGAAGAGGGUCUGAGUGUCAGGUGAGCUGUCAUAGUGGGAACGUGAGGGUCUUAGAGUGCUCAUGUACCCCCAGGCACAGCCAACUCUGGUUUUCUCUGUGCAAAUGAGCUCUUGCUCACAUUAAAAUCAGAAUUGUCCACGUGGCAGGAGGAGGCAGGGAGAUGGAUGUGCCAUGGAUAUCGGGUCUGGCUGAGGAAGGGGAGCCAAGGAGACUACCUCUCGGGACCUUUCCCAGAUCCGAGGAGAUGGCCAGUGAGAAAGAUUCGGGCCACAGGCAGCCAGCUAGAAGCGCCACGGUCAGAGUGAACAUCCAGCACAGCACAGCCCAUCGUCUGUCACUCACCUGUUCCGGGAGCCUGAGCUGCAAAGGGAAGGAAGGGAUUAGAGAGAAGUGUGGGCCCCCCAUGGGGACAGCAGGGCAAGCCACAGGGAAAGCAUUGGCAGGUUUCCCACAAACUGGCCGGCAGUGGCCCACUGGCCUUCACUUUGUGCCCCAAAGGUGCCCUGCGCGGGUGGCAGCUGUCUCGGCACACAAGGUCACCUUCUGGUGGGAGCUGCCCUGAUGCUCUUUAGAUUAGUUCUGUCUCCCCAGCCCACCCCCCAACUGUUCUGGGGCCCCACAUGGGGCUGGCAGUCGGUGCUUCCCGUCAGAUGGCUUCCUGUCCUAAGCCGCUGAGCUGGUGACCACUAGCCAGCAUGUCUGCCCCUCCACCCUCCAGGGCCGAGGUCCUCAGUGGCCAUGGCCCCCUGCAAACCUGCUUCCCAGAGCACAGGUGCUACCAGACCUCUGUGUCUCCACUUCAGGGUAACAAACAGAUGUCACUGUGACUGUCCCAGGGGUACAGGCGCUGCUCACAUCUCUUCCACCCCCACCCACCCACCCCACCCGCUACCGGGGCAGUCGCCCCGCCCCAACCUCUUGCUUGCUGCUCAGCGGGGAGUGGCAGGCCAUGUUGCCAAGCGCCUUCCACUUACACCACCCGCUCACCCAGGCACACAGCUCUGAGCCACCCGCUGCCUGGUUACUAAUCCUUUCCUGGCUCAACCUCCCCAAGUGCCAGCCCCCGCCUGCCCAGCAGUGUUAGGGGAGUUUCCGGCUGCUCUGCACACAGUUGGUACUGCAGGAAAGAAAGCUGCCUUGUAAACACAGGCCAGGGCACCGUGGAAAUGGGGACCAGCUGCUCUGGGAGGGUGCAGCUAGCAGAGCUGUGCAGCGCCAGGCUGGGUAGGAGAGAGCCAUGCUACCCACCCGCACCCCUACUGCUACGAAGCCCCCAGAAUGGGUCAUUGUUGGUGCUCAGCAGUCCUCUCCCUCGGGGAUGAUAUCCAAAAUAUCAACUGCGAAGACUCGGGCAGACCAAUCAGAAUAGAUGAUGGCCUGAGUGCUGGACCAGAGGCCUCAGAGCAGGGACCCGGGUGGCGGGGCAGUAGGAGACACUUAAGGGACUCAGGGCUAUGGCUGUUUACUAACCAGCAGUGCCUCUUACUCAGAUGGCAUCAGCUGAACUUUCCCCAUCAUUUCUAGUUGGUCCCCACCCUGCCACCAUCUAGGGGCUUCUCUGCCACCACCUUGUGAGCAGUUGCUAGCCUCACACUCCUCUCCCAUCAGGGGCUCAUCUCCAAAAGGCUGGGAGCUCCCGCCCUGCCCAGUUAAUCCUCCUGCCUCACUGAAGCACAGGAAGGACCCAGGCCCCAGACCAUCACCCACCCCAGGGCUGGGCCCUGGGCCACUCCUGGCUCACUCCAGGGCCCCUGUUGUUUGAAGAUGGUACCAAAGGCUGGAAGACUCUUGCUAGGGAAGAUAACGUAAAUGCAUUCAAAAGACAGGGUACCACAUGAUGCUAGGGAAAGUGCGUCAUGACCGCAGGGUAGCAGCCUGCUCCUGUCACUAGGGAUGUGAAUCUGGGGAGACACUUCCCCUCACUGAGCCAUCUGUAAAAUGAGAGCAUUGGACUGGGUGAGGCAGGCUGUGCAAAACACUUAUACACCUUAGUCCCAUGAGGAAGGAGUAUUCCCCCUGCAUAUUUUGGGGGGAAACUGAGGCUCAGGGGGAUGAAGUACUUUGCUCAGGGUAACACAGCCAGGAAGGAGCAGAGCAAGGCCAUGAGCUUUGGAUUUUUCUGUUUCCAAUGUCUCCUCUACCGUGCUCAAUUAGAUGAUGAGAAACAGUUGGUGUCUGAUGCUGGCCAAUAAGAGAAAAGAAAGCUCAAGUGGGCUGGGGCUGUCAGGGAGGGCUUCAUGGAGAGGCUGUCUUGAAAAUGACAGAGGUCAAAAGAAAGGUCACUCCAAGACGCAGCUGCCAGAAUGGUCCAACACAGUGAGGAGUUGUGUCUGGAUGGGCCAGUGGAACGGGGGAAGUGAAGGUUGAUAUAAGUGGAGGUUGAGGCAGUUUAGGCGUGAUGUACAGUCCAGCCACAGCAGGUUCUUGAGCAGGAGGGUAGCAUAGUGAGCAUCAGGUUCUAGGAAGAAGCACCAGUUCAGCCAUCAGAUGGGGCAGGAUGCCUCCCAGCUACUCCUCUCCCCGAGAAGGAAUUGCCCCCGGAGCGGCCCUCAUUUAUUCCAGGAGAAGCCAGGCCCUGCUGCUUCAGUUUCCAUCCUCACUGACGCAGAUAAUCCAAAGAGUCACUUCAGCUGCUUGGAACAGCAGGGUUGGGUCUUGUGCUACCUGAUUCUUAAUUUGGCUGAUGUCUACCCCAUUUCCUCCAGGCUUCUCUAGAGGUGGCAGGGGUGGGGUGGGGAGAAAGCUGCCAGACACCAAAGGAGCUGAGCCUGGCGGGGGCGGGCGUGCGGGUGGGCAUGAGAAAUUGCUCAGGAAACCCAUCCCUGCCCUGGUCACCCUAGUCCUGGAGAGAUCACCCAGACAUGUUGGAAUGAGUCUGGGGUCCUGUCUUUUCCAAUAAUGUGUUAUCCUGGGGAAACCCAGAGGGAAGUUGAGGGAGCCCCACUGUGCUGUGUGAUGCUACAUACGCAUGCGAAUACACCACCGGGUGGCCUUGACCCAGCCUUCUGCAAAAUGGCUUCUGCCAUCAAACUUAAGGUGGAGAAUGGUCUUGCAGCUGCCAGUUUUUCCUUCAGAGAAACUAAGGUCAGAGUGUUGGCUGCAGAAAAGGACUUGGCCUUUGUCACAUAACAGGAAAGAGAGUCAACUCCGGGCACACCCCCUCGGAGGCUAAUCUCAGGAGGUUGGAACCACAGGGAUUGCAAUAAUCGCUGAAUACUUACCAUAUGCCAGGUGCCAAAGCAUUAUCCUCUCCACUUUAUGAGUGAGGAAACUGAUUCCCAGAGGUGAUUCCCAGAAGAUUCCAACCAGGCCAUCUGUCUGUAGUCCUUCCUUCCCACCUCCUGGGAUUUCUCAAAAUGUUUGCCAUCGCCCACCUGUAUCAGAAUCUCCUGGGCUAUUUAUUGUUUAACUUGCAGACUCCUGGGCGCCACCCCAACCCCCUAAAUCAGAAUCCCUGGGGUUGGGCCCAAGAGUCUCCAUUUUUUGACAAGCUCCUCCAGGAGAUUCCUCCAGACAUGGAAAUCCUCACUUGACUCUUCCCCCAUAACAAACUGCCCUGAUGUCUGCAGAGAGAGGGUCUGCUGUAGACAGGGAUUAAGAAAAAGCAGGACAUUUUCAGAUAGGAUGCCCAAACCCAGACGCAGAUUAGGACCCAUGAAGUAGGGGGUAGAGCUGACCCUCAGGAAUGUGCCCAGACAGAGCUAAGCUUUCAGGAAAAUUAGAAAGACCCUCAGACCCAGAGUCUGUCUGAGUUUAGCUUCGCAGCAUGAAGGCUGCCUUGAGAAAGCUGAUAUAACAAGAAGCAGCAGAAAUUUAAUACUUUGGAGGGGCCCAGCAACCCACUCAGGGCCACCCUGGGAGACCCCACAGACCCCAAGGCUAUGGUCCAGACCUGUUCACUCAACACCUGGCCAGGCGGGGCCUCCAGCUGGACCUAGAGCUACAGAUGCCCCACCACCACUACCAAGCCCGGCUACCCAGACCAAGACACGGCUUUUCCUGGAGGAGAGAGAGAGCAAAGGCCCUGUCUCUACCCAAGACCUAACGGCCCCUGUUGAAGGAGAGGGAGCAGGAGAGGGAGGAGGGAGGAGGUCACAGCCAGGACCACAUACACUCUUGGGGGCCCUGCUGAGACUGCAAGAGUCAUGAAUUCUAACGUUCCACAGGUGAAAGAUUCCAAGAUUCUAGGAUUGCAAAACCCCAUCAUUCUAAGAUUCCAAUGGAAUGAUUCCAUGUUUCUAAGAUUCCAUCACACUAUGAUUCUAUGCUGCUAAUUCUUGAAAUUUCGAGUCUCAUUGUUCGUUGCUGUUCCCCAGACCUGUGGGCCCUAGCAUUUUUUUAAAAGCACAAAAAAAAAAGAGCAAGAAAGAGAGAAAGAGAUGGGGAGGGAGACAGCUGAAAACAGAUACUAAGAAAAGCUCCAUCCCUUGGAUCUGAGUUACAGAUGCACCUUGGCAAGGGCCAAAGACCCUCCUUUUGAGUGGGGUGCAGAACGUCUUUCCCUGGUAGAGUGGCAGAAUUGCAUGCAUCAGGCCUUCCUGGGGGUAAAAGGGGCUGGCUGUUCCAGGCUACAGCUGAGUAAAGCCCCACACAGGCCACAGUGCCCACUGGCUGGUGGACCUAGGAACCAAGCAGGGCCCCACUGGCUCAGUCUGGGGAGGGACUCAUCUGGGGUGGAAUUUCCCUCCCUGCAGCAAGGAAGCUGCAGGGCCAGGAAUUUGCCUUGGGAGACCCCCACUGAGGAAUAUUUCCGAAGCAGAACCCCUUCCUAUUCAGAGCCAGAGUCUUAACACUGGACAACCACAGGGUGUUGCUGCAAACUCCAGAGCCAGGUGCCUUCCCUCUGACAUUUGGGACAUAGCUUCCAUGGCCACACAGCCUUCGCCCCCUUCCAAGACCCCCCUUGACCUUUCUAAUCUUAGUCACUGCCUUCCAGAGCUGGGAGGCCACACGGCAGAGGUGCCUGUGAAUCACUCCGUCAUCAGCCUGGCCGCUUUCCCCUCUGUGGAGAGGGACUCUGAUGGGCAGGGGGCACCAAGUUGAGCCUCUGAGGCUGGCCCAGCAUAGGCCAGGCAGGGACAUUCACUCACAACCAGCCUUUUUGGACUCUAGAGAAGAGUAAUUACCACUUGGUCAUGCCCAGCCCCCAAAUCAUAAUCAUAGCUGCUAUUUCUUGAGUGCCAGCAAUGUGCCAGGCACCGUGCCCAACUUUUUAUACACAAUGUCUUGCCUAAUCCUCACACCUCUGUGAGACAGGUACAAUUAUUACUCCCAUUCCACAGACUAGCAAACUCAGAGACGUGACAUGGUGGCUCUCCCAGGUCACACAGCCAGUAAGUGGCCUCUGACCCCAGUACCCCCCACUUAAUCACCAUGCUAUGCUGCUACCAGUGGUACACACUCAGCCCCUCUCCACUGUCAGAUCCUUUGCCAGUCAAAUCCCAGAUCCCCGGGGGGGCACUGUGGCACCCUCUUUGAGCGUGGCCUCCCUGGAGCUGCUGUCAGAGCCAUGGGCUGUGGGAGUGAGUGUGCACACUCCUUCUCCUGAAGUGUCUGCCCCAGCCUGAGCUAUGCAGACCGGAGCUCUCAACCAGGGUAUGGGGCUGUCUGGCAGGGUUUCCCAGAACCCUGUUUCCUGUGGUCAUAAAUAUGGGUUUUCCUGACAAUGUUGGGAGGUCAGGGACUGAUACAGCUGGGGUUCCAACCGCCGUGGGUCAGACCUGGCUCCUCCGGACCCCACUGCUGUGACCAAGGAAAUCUCACCAGCUGUGUCCAAGAUCAACCCUGACCCUGUUACUCCAAUGCCUUUGUAGGAGUAUUUUUAGCAGAACCGUUUUUUUCCCAAAAUAAAUGUGAAUUGUAAAAAUUA
Homo sapiens (human) is the source of this 11164-nucleotide messenger RNA. It is a transcript of the gene EPHB2, whose product is annotated as EPH receptor B2. Gene Ontology annotation, biological process: positive regulation of long-term synaptic potentiation; learning or memory; corpus callosum development. The transcript has 16 exons. NCBI's taxonomy places the organism in Eukaryota, Metazoa, Chordata, Mammalia, Primates, Hominidae. Gene Ontology annotation, cellular component: plasma membrane; neuronal cell body; postsynapse. Bases 292 to 3234 code for a protein of 980 amino acids. Gene Ontology annotation, molecular function: transmembrane receptor protein tyrosine kinase activity; axon guidance receptor activity; signaling receptor activity. The record is from RefSeq and is a predicted model, not a curated record.